Messenger RNA from Rotaria socialis, 567 nucleotides. The record is from the annotation of a GenBank genome assembly. NCBI's taxonomy places the organism in Eukaryota, Metazoa, Rotifera, Eurotatoria, Philodinida, Philodinidae.
AUGGACCUGCAGGCACCAAUCUUAAUAGGAGCCAGCGCCAGGGCUCCAUCUCCUGAUUUUUCUUCACUUUCACCUGAUGAACUCAACCACUUAGAAAUUGUUCUUCGAAAACAAGUUCUUAUUGAACAUGAACAAAAUCAAUGUUUAUCUGGUUUACGUCGUACAAUGCUACACCUUCAACGAACAAUUGAACAUGAUCGUGCUCAACAGGAACAACGAAAAUUUUCACUAGCUAAGUUACAUAAUAAUGCAUCAUCUAUACAACCAAAUCAAAAAUCACUAUCAUCAUCUGAUAUUGUUCAAUGUUAUAUUUGUUGUUCAAUUAUUGAAGAUUCAACGGAUGACUUCAGUAUUUCAUCAUCGACAUUAUGCAAUGACUGUCAUCGACCUGUUUGCCGACGCUGUGGUAAUUACACAUCGCCAGAAUUAAUUUGUCUAUCAGAUAGAAAUAAUGUUGAAAGUAAAACUCACGCAUCCAAAUGGCGUUGUCGCACGUGUAUUGUACGACGUGAAGUGAUCAGAAAAUCUGGUAUGUUCUUAAAUAAAAUUAAAAAAAGAAUUAAUUAA